GCAGUAGGGGGGUCUCUCUCUCGUCUAGUCGGGGACCAAAGGGAGGCAGGCUGCCUGGGUCGGAGGGGCUGGCCGCGUUGGACGCACCCUUCCCGGGGUGAGGCUGGGCUGAAGCGCCGCUGUGCUGGAGGAUGCUGCUGGAGUAGAGCGGGACCGAGCGGAAGAUGGGGAAGGACCAGGAACUGCUGCAGGCGGUGAAGACCGAGGACCUGCUCACCGUGCAGAAGCUGCUGCAGAGGCCCCGGCCCGGGAAAGCGAAGCUCCUUGGUUCUGCAAAGAAAGUAAAUGUCAACUUCCAGGACACUGAUGGGUUUGCUGCACUGCACCAUGCGGCCCUCAAUGGGAACCUGGAGCUCAUCUCUAUUCUGCUGGAAUCACAGGCUGCUGUCGACAUCAGAGACCAAAAGGGCAUGCGGCCGCUGCACUACGCGGCCUGGCAGGGGAAGGCGGAGCCUAUGAAGAUGUUGCUGAAAUCUGGUUCGUCAGUCAACGGCCAAUCAGACGAGGGGCAGAUUCCUCUCCACCUGUCAGCGCAGCACGGACACUACGACGUGUCCGAGAUGCUGCUGCAGCACCAGUCCAACCCAUGUAUCGUGGAUAAUGCAGGGAAAACCCCUCUGGACCUGGCCUGUGAGUUCGGCAGAGUUGGGGUGGUCCAGUUAUUGCUCUCCAGCAACAUGUGUGCUGCUCUGCUGGAGCCUAAACCAGGAGACUCCACUGACCCCAACGGGACGUCCCCUCUCCACCUGGCCGCCAAGAACGGCCACAUAGACAUCAUCAGACUGUUGAUCCAGGCCGGUAUAGACAUCAACAGGCAGACCAAGGCGGGCACUGCCCUGCAUGAAGCUGCCCUCUGUGGCAAGACCGAGGCAGUGAGACUCCUGCUGGACAGUGGUAUCAAUGCUACAGUGAGAAACACAUACAGCCAGACUGCUCUGGACAUCGUCUACCAGUUUACUGCAACACAGGCCAGCAGGGAAAUCAAGCAACUACUGAGAGAUGCAUCAGCAGCCCUUCAGGUUCGGGCUCUGAAGGAUUACUGCAACAACUACGACCUGACCAGUCUCAACAUCAAAGCAGGAGAUGUCAUUACGGUUUUGGAGCAGCACCCUGAUGGACGCUGGAAAGGCUGUAUCCACGACAACCGAACAGGAAACGACCGUGUGGGCUACUUCCCUUCCACCAUGGUGGAGGUCAUCAGCAAGAGGACAGGUUUGGCCAGCACAGUCAUUUGCACUCAACAGUUUCAAAAGAUACCGCUGGUUCCCCCGGCGACGGUUGCCCAUGCCAACGCGGUAGUCAACGGCAACGACACCACGUUCCAUCAGAUCCAUAUCCUGCCUCCACCGCCUCCUCCACCACCACAUUCCCAUCAGCCACUGCUUCCACUUUUCACUUCCUUUGGCUAUAACAGGUCGCCCGUGACAACCCCACAGGGAGACACACCCACAGCCCCAGGUGGGGACCGCAGCAGUGUGGGUAGUUCUGGAAGUGUGACCAGCGUGAGGUCGUCAGGAAGUGGCCAGAGUGCCGGCAGCGCUGCACACAUCCUCCAUGCACAAGCUGAGGGUGUUAAGCUCCUGGCCACAGUUUUGUCCCAGUCUGCCAAAGCCAAGGAGCACCUGCUGGAGCAGUCCAAGUCUCUGGAACAGACCACAGUAGGCUCGGCUGCCUCCUCUCGUACGUCGAGCCAAUCGGGAUGUCCACUCCACGAAGCCCCGCCCUACGAUGCCACGGCAACCAGGAAAGGGGAGGGGCAAGGCGAAGGGAAGAGCUCAGAGGCCGUUGUCCAAUGGCUGAGCGACUUUCAGCUGCAGGUCUACGCUCCAAACUUCCUGGGCGCUGGGUAUGACUUGCCCACCAUUAGCCGAAUGACCCCGGAGGAUCUGACGGCGAUUGGAAUAACCAAGCCCGGCCACAGGAAGAAGAUAACAUCAGAGAUUAACAAGCUAAGUGUCACUGAAUGGCUGCCUGACCAGAAACCUGCCACCCUUGGAGAGUGGCUGUCUGCCAUUGGCCUAAGCCAGUACCACCAGGUGUUGGUGCAGAACGGCUAUGAGAACAUCGACUUCAUCGCAGACAUCACCUGGGAGGACCUGCAGGAAAUAGGCAUCACCAAGUUGGGCCACCAGAAGAAGCUGAUGCUGGCGGUGAAGCGGCUGGCUGAAAUGCAGCGCAGCUCGGAGGGGCGGGGCUCCCUCAGGAAGAAGCCCCCGCCAAUCACACAGCAGCAGGACGUCAUGUCCAUUGACAGCCCGCCCCCUGACGAGGUCAUGUCUCCUAAGAUGAGCACCUUCCAGGACAGCGAGUUGAGCACUGAACUACAGAGCGCUAUGACUCAGCCCGGCCCGGAGGUCAAAAGUCAGCGGACCCGUAGCCUCAGCAAGGACCAUGAUGACAUGGUGUCAGGAGGGGGAGGGGGGCCGCCUAAGAAGGAGGCACGGACCAUGAGGCAGCAGAGCAGCCAGAGCAGCACCUCGUCCCACAGAGGCAGCGUUUCCUCUCAAGGCAAACACCGUCAUUCCCACUCCCACUCCCAGCCCGCACCUCCCUACACUCCUCCUCACACCCCGACCAAGACCCGAACCUCCUCCUCCUCCUCCACCUCCUCUGUCCAGAGCGCAGCUUCCCCCCAGGCAAAACCCAAGCCGUCUUCCCAGCUCAUCCAGGCAGAGAGGCCCCAUUCGCCACGCUCACACCCCCCUCAGUCUCCGACCCACCGUGGAGCUCCGUGCACCCAGGUUCAGUCACAGCCACAGCCACAAGUCCCGCCGCAGCACCAGGCCCACCCGCAGCACCAGGCCCAUCCACAGCACCAGGCCCACCCGCGAGACCAGGCCCAUCCACAGCACCAGGCCCACCCGCGAGACCAGGCCCACCCGCGAGACCAGGCCCAUCCACAGCACCAGGCCCACCCGCGAGACCAGGCCCACCCGCGAGACCAGGCCCAUCCACAGCAACAGGCCCACCCACAGCACCAGGCCCACCCGCGAGACCAGGCCCAUCCACAGCACCAGGCCCAUCCGCAGCAACAGGCCCACCCACAGCAACAGGCCCAUCCGCAGCAACAGGCCCACCCACAGCAACAGGCCCACCCACAGCAACAGGCCCAUCCACAGCACCAGGCCCACCCACAGCAACAGGCCCACCCACAGCAACAGGCCCACCCACAGCAGCACCCUCAGGCCCAGGUUAUGGAGGUCAGGGAGAGACCUGUGGCGGAGCCCCAGGUCUCCGUUCCAGUCCUCUGCCUCCCACCAGAGGCUGAGCUGGUGGACGGAGGGGGAGCAGAGCCCUCCGCCCUGCAGAAGAAACGUGCCCACAGCCUGAACCGCUAUGCCAUCUCAGAUGGUGAGUGUGAUGAGAGGGGAGGAGGAAGAGGAGGAGGAUCAGAGGUGCCAGGAGGUCAGGGCUCAGCUGCCAUUGAAGGGGGAGGAGUCAAAUACGCCACGGUGACCCACCGUGUCAGCCGCAGCCACUCCGUCCGCAACCAGGACAAGAACGUCAACCGCAGCCAGUCGCAGUCCUUUGCUCUGCGGCAGAAGAAGAAAGGCCCACCCCCACCACCACCCAAACGCUCCAGCUCAGCCAUCUCCAGCUCCAACUCCAACCUAACAGACGCCAAUGCACAGCCGCCGGCUCUCAACACCACAGGCGGGAUGCUGGAUGUGCCCUACCACCAGCAGCGGCGGGCCAGCGACUUGGGCGUCUCUGUGGAGACGGCAGCCGUGGAAACAAACAGUAUGGGCAGCGUGAGGAGCAUUGCUGCCAUGUUGGAGAUGUCCUCCAUAGGGGGUGGACCCAAAGGGAUGGCCCUGCAGAGGAAUUUCCUGCAGGUGGGGAAGGCACGGGAUGCCAUCGGUCUGGAUGGUGAGGUGGUGAACCGACGGCGGACCAUCAGCGGCCCCGUCACCGAGCUCGUGGCAGCUGCUAGGAGAGACCAGCCCUCACCUUCCCCCGCCCCCUCCGCCCAGCCUGAAGCUUCCCCUCACCCUCCAUCCCCCCCACAUCCUCCAACCUCCUCGCCCCCGCCCCACCCUCCAUCCUCCCCCCACCCUAGCUCAGGGGGCAGCGGCAGUUCUUCGGAGAAUCUGCCAUUCGCUGAGGAGGGAAGCCUAACCAUUCGCCGCCAGGGACGAGGAGAAGGAGAGGGACAGGGCGACGGACAGGGUCCCCAGGGUGACGGUGAGGUUCUCCAGGGAGACGACGGCUACACAGAGGAAGACCUGUCCGGGGUGGACGCCACAGCGACCCUAAAGCGGCGCUCCCGCAGCUCCAAGCCCCAACCCAACGGCUCCCGCUUCACCCUCCAGGAGUCGUCCACCGUCAAACGACGACCCAAGAGUCGCGACAAAGAGCCUGAGGGCUUCCCAGACCUCGCUGGGACCAAUGGAGAACCCAUUUCCACCGGGCCGCCUAACACCUCGCAGCCUGUGCCCUACCAGAACGGGACGGCCACUGUGAAACGUCGUCCUGUGUCAGACGCUGGAGUGACAGAGCAGCCCCAGCCUCAGCCUCAACCUCAACCCCAGCACCACCCCCAGGCUCAGCCCCAGACCGCUGCUUCCCGCCGGGACAGUGUUGACCAGGGAGCUCCAGUGGGCACCGAAGGAGGUCCAGUGAGAAAGCCCAAGCCUCCAGUUUCCCCCAAGCCCGUCCUGGCCCAGAUGAAAAGGCAGGGAGGCCCUCAGACACCCCCACAGACCGUGUCCAACAAGCGAGUCCCACUGCCAGGUCCUGGGACACCUGGAAGCCCAGGUGACGGAAAGAAGAUUCCUCCCCCGGUCUCACCCAAACCGGCGCCCCCGCCCACCGCCCCCAAACCGGCCAAGCUCAUCCACUCCUUGACCAGCCCUCCCUCCCCGACGCCGACCCCUCCUGCCCCGGUCAAGCAGCACUCCGUGCCGGCCCGACAGGGCAGUUCUCCCCCCUCCCUCCCCCACUCCAACACCCCCAGCCCGCCCAGCACCAAGCCGACCAGUCCGCCCGCCCAGAGCCCCCACACCCCCAUCACCCCGACCACGCCCCAGACACCCCAGACUCCCCAAACCCCCGCCACCCCCAGCCCGACCCCUCCGCCUGUCAAGCCCCCUCGCUCCUCCAUCGGGGGUGUGUCGCUGGACAGCGGGACGACAGGAGGCGGGGUCCCAUCGGGAGGCGGGGUCACCACGACACCAGAUUUUGUGGUGGAUUCCUUGGUGCAUCAGAAGCUGGAGGAGACGAGUGCGUCGCUGGCCGCGGCGCUGCAGGCCGUGGAGGAUAAGAUACUGCGGCAGGAGGACUCUGUGGCCGAGCAGAAGACCACCGUCAGCAUCCUCGACGACAUCGGCAGCAUGUUUGACGACCUGGCCGACCAGCUGGACGCCAUGUUGGAGUAACCUUGACAACCAGUCAGCAUGUCUCCAUGGCAACGCCGCAUCAGGAGUGACUCAGAAGGCACAACAGGCAAUACGCCUCGCUCAAUCUCUCUUUCUCUCUCUCUCUCUCUGCUCUCUUCGUCCAUCUCUCUCCACCGUGCUCAUCCCCUCUCGCUCGUUUAUCGCUCCACGAUCAUCCAUCGCCACGCUGGAAAUGAGGAAAAACUCCCCUCUUCUUCCUCUCUUCUUCCUUUCCAUUUCCUGCUGAUAGUGAGGAUGACGCUGAUGAUGAUGAUGGUGCAGCAGCAGCACAGGCCCGGACAGAGAAGUGGCCUGUUGACAACCUCAUGACAGAGAGAAGAACACAGAGAGAGAGGAAUGGAUAAAGAGAAAGACGCUAAAGAGGAGAAUAUAAGGACCAAAAAAAAAAAAAAAAAAAACAACUGACAAGGAGCGCAAAAGCUAAAUAAAUAAAUAAAUAAACAAACCACAAGAUGGAGAGACAGCGGAGAAAAGCAACAAAAUGGAGGUGAACGAAAUGGCAAAACAGGAGUCUUUAAAGAACUCGCGUCCAAGUGGACUCUCCGAGCCGUCGCGGCCAACAAACAAACAAAAACAAAGGAACAUUGAUUUAAAAACCAACCGUGUAAUGAAUCAUAGUAUGGUAUGUGUACAUUGUAAGCAUGGAGAGUUUAUAUCUACUGAAAAGUCCUGCAUUAGCACAGUAAUAUAUAAUAUACCGAUAAAUAUGAAUCUCUAGCUCUUUGGUUUGAUGUCUUGGUUCUGUGUGGAAUGGUGCCCUCUGGUGUUGUGAUGAUGUAAAUGACUUGGUGGAAAUUUUAUCUAUGACCAAAACGAGACUAUUCUGCUCCUGAGGUGUGCGUGUGCGUGUGUGUGUGUGUGUGUGUGAGUGAGUGAGAGAGACGGUGUGAUUGAUGGAUGUGUGCACCAGAAGGCAUUCAGAUUAAACAUGUGGAUUAUCCAUAUUCCACGAUCAAGUUCAAUUUCCUCGUCCUGUUGCUGUCCUGGCUGCAUCCAUACUCUCUGCUUUCCUCUGCUUUCAUCCCCCAUCCUCACCCCCAACACACACACACACACAGGAGAAGCACAAAGACUCAUGCAGCCAGCUUGCACACACACACACACACACACACACACGGGAGCCUGCACAACUAGCGGGGGAGAGAGAGAGGCAGGGAGGGAAAUGUGUUUUAAAGUGGAUUACGGUUACAGCAGGUUGGCUCUGGAAGCAGACGGUUGGGCUUUGGGGGGUAAGAAGGCACCACAGGCAGGUUUUAGGUUGCCGGUGAGCUUUGGAGGAGGAUUUGAGGGUGCAGCCGGGGGUCUUGGGAUGAGCACUUGGAAGGUUUUAGCAGGGUGAGGUUGACUCAGCGGUGAUUCAGUGCAGAGGGAGCGUGAGGGUCAGAGCGGGGACGACAGGCGUGUCAUGUAGGACGGGAUCAUCACCAAGCGGUUUUCGGGAGGAUGAGCUUCAGGGUCAAAGAUCGGGCUGAAAUUGGCUGUGAAGAAAUUCGAAUAAGCAGGAAACAGGAAGAGUUCAUUCUGCCAAUGAAAUGAGCCGGAUCCAAUCGUUUCAAAUCAUUCCUCAGAGAAAUUAACAGUUGGCGCUGUCAUCAAUUAUCAAGAAAUUUCAGGGUUCCCACUCUCCCUCGAGCAUCAAAUUCAACAGCAUUUUUAAUGGUUAAUUUUUCUAAUGUUUAUAUUUAUAAUAUAAUGUAAUAUAAUAUUUAAUUCAAUAAAAGUCAAGGUCGUGUUUUAGGGGAAAAGAUGGUCAAAAUGAGCUGUUCUGGACCCUCACUUGAAGUGAUUUUGUCCUCAGGACCCUGAUAUGAAAAGAGAUAUUUGUUUGUGUUUAUUAUGGAAUUGUCUAGGUGUCACACUUUUCAAAUAAAUCCAAAGCGGUGAGAUUAAAAAAAUUUACCAUUUGUGUUGUAGCAACGUCUAGUGAAGCCAUGAAAUCUGAACAAAUCCACUUGAUUGUUUUUUCAAAAUUAUGGGGGAAAAGCCAAAGGGGCAAUUAGCAAAAACUGGAACAUAGUUUUUUUUUUUUAAAAAAAAUUACAAAGAAAUAAAAUAAAAUAAAAUACUGGAUCCUUCAUUUGAAUAAACAAAUUCAACCAAAUUUCCAGCGCAGGAUUUCCCUCAGGAUGUGAUGUGUUAAUUGUAGGGUGCAUUAUUUUAAUUUUAAAAAAUUCUUUCAAGGCAUUCUAUUCAUUUAAAAAAUGUAUAAAACAUUAUUGUAUUGUGCAUAGAGCCACAAACAGUCAAUUUAUGGUUUUCAAGGCUCAUGGAAGACUUUUUUUUUUUUUUCAAAUCAUAAAAUUAGGGUGUUUCAGUUCAUAAAAAUCAAUGCACACUUUUUAGCGUUUAGUGUUUAUAGGCACUGAAAGGGAAAGAAGCAAUCUGAUAGGACGGAUGACAGUGGGAAAAAACUUAUAACUUCCUCUCUCUCUCUCUCUCUCUCUUUUCUUCUUCUUCUUCUUCCUCUUCUUCUUCUUCUCCUCCUCCUCCCUGGCAGUCCUCUCUCUCUCUCUCUCGUCCCACCCACCCACCCCAGCCCGUGUUGCCAUGACAAUCUGCAUCAUGAUCACCACCGCCAUCUUCAUCGUCAGAGCCAUGCUUACUGUGCAGUGUGUUGCCAUGGCAGUGUGUGUUCCUGGGAUGAAUAUGUGUUGAGACGGAGCAAGAGGCGGCAGAGACCUGUGAAAGCUAGACUGUUUGGUGUCGGCUCCCCAAACCGACCACAAGCCUGAGGAGGAAAAAUAAAUAAAUAAAUAAAUAAAUAAAUAACAUUUUAAAAAACCAAGGUGCAACAUGCUGUCUCUUUGCACCUCCGUCCCGACAGGAACAGCCUAGUUUUCACAGUCGCACGGCGGCCACUUCCCUUCCAUACAAGAGAAUAAGAAUUCAGAGAAUAGUUGUGGUAUUUAAAUUAUGAUCAUAUAGAGAUUAUAUAUAUAUGGAUAUUUGCAAAAAAAAAAUUAAAUAAAAAAAAGUGUAUUUAUGAUGUAUGUGUCAUCCUGAAGGCUAUUUUUUAAAGAUUUAACGACAGAUCUAAUCUGAGUGUCCAAUCCGUUUGCUUCUCCAUGCUUUACUGGUCUGAGAUGAUGAAUUAUUGUAGGGGAUAUUUGUUAUUUCCAGCUUUCUCUCUCUAUUUUAUUAUUAUUUUAUUUUUUUGGAUUUGUUUCUCUGCCUACAUGUGUCCAGGUGUGGCGAUGUUGUAUAAUACAAAUACUUCUGGUUCCUUUCUCUUCUUCUUUUGUAUUGUUUUUGAUGCAAAAGUCAGUGAUUUCUUUGAAACAUGUGCCUUGCUUCGUGGUUUCGGUCUGACUUGCAGUGCCCGGUGGGUCGGUGUGGACAGUGUAUGGGCAUCUCUCUCAUCUCUCUCACUCUUUCUCUAUAUAAGCUGAUGUGUUUUAACCUAAAAAACCCUCUAUCUCUCGAAUAAAGUGGGACACCUCACAUAUAAGAUCAUCAGACCGUAGAAAAAUUUAAGUAAUCACCACUGACAGUUUCCCCUGCCCCCACUUGCUGUGCUGUUAAUCACAAUCAGUGUUAAAAAAAAAAAAAAAAAAAAAAAAAAAAAAAAUUCCUCUAGUCCCAAAGUCCUAAUCUGUAAUCUAUAACAACAUGCUCUCCAUGCUGAAGGGCCCAGCCGGGGGUCCAAUCAGGGGUCCAAGUGAGCCUCAGUGUAUUAGUAUGACACCUAAAGGAACACUUCACAAAAAACGAUAUAUUUUGUAUCAUGAAUUUACAACGUGUUGUUUUGAAUGUUUGCUGGAAAAACAAAACAAAACAAAAAAAAAAAAAAUAAGAGCCACCUCUCCAUCUUUGUCCAACUUCAUCGCUUGCCAGCCUUCAAGUUCAAGUUGUGAAUGCACACUGCUUGCCGCAACAUUUAAA
Molecule: messenger RNA, 9281 nt
Organism: Myripristis murdjan (pinecone soldierfish)
Lineage: Eukaryota; Metazoa; Chordata; Actinopteri; Holocentriformes; Holocentridae
Gene: caskin1
Product: CASK interacting protein 1
Exons: 23
Coding region: 165-5378 (1737 amino acids)
Molecular function (GO): protein binding
Source: RefSeq, a predicted model, not a curated record